AUGGAAAACAAUACAUUGGAUUUUCUGGAAAGUAAUUCAACAUCUAAUGCUACAUCCAUUUAUUAUAUCAACAAAGAUCUUAAAAUGACUCAGAAUAUGAUUGCGAUAGUUUCCCUAAUAAUUAUAAUGAUUGCUAUGGGUGCAGAAAUCACUCGGAAUCAGAUUUAUAAAGAAAUCCGAAAACCCGUUGGUCCAGCUAUUGGACUCUUUUGCCAAUUUGUUAUAAUGCCAUUGAUUGGAUUUAUUUAUAACGUUAUAUUUCAAUUCGAAUCGAGUCUAGCGACUGGUUUGCUUAUUAUAUCAUGUUGCCCCGGAGGUGCUGUUUCUAACGUCUUUACAUAUUAUUUGGAUGGCGAUGUUUCCCUGAGUGUGACUAUGACUACAAUAUCUAUCGUAGCAUCCCUAGGCUUGAUGCCUUUGAACCUUUGGAUAUAUGCAAGUAAUACAGAAGCUAAGAACUUAAAAAUACCUUAUAAAAAUAUUGCAUUAUCACUAUUAAUGAUUGUUCCUCCCUUGAUUUUGGGUAUGAUAAUAAAAUGGAAAGCUCCUAAAGUAUCUUCUUAUAUAACUAAGGUAUAAAACAUGAUUUCCUAAAUGGUUAAGGCGUUAAUUUUAAUCAUUUAUAUUAUAUUAUAUGGAGAUUUUUUCUCUCAACACAUGUUUAGUAUAGUAUCGUGGAACGUUAUUAUAACCUCUUUAUUAUCUCCCAUAACUGGAAUUAUAACUGGAUAUGUCAUAGCUUUCGUCAGUAGAAACUCCAAAGCAGCCUGCACUGCAAUAGCUAUUGAGAGCGGGAUUCAGAAUUUUACUGUUGCAUUCGGCAUUAUUGUUUUAUCCUUUGAUACCUCCGUAUGUAUGUCUUUGAUUUAUAUUGUAGAUUGUAAGAUUCUGAUUUUUUGUUAUUAAAAGGGACUUACACUUAGAAACAAACAUCAAUUAUGCUGUUUCCAUUCUUUUAUGGGCUAUUUCAAGGAGUAUUCUGUUGUCUUCUCUCCCUAAUUUUCUGUUUUAUAAAGGGUAAUUUGAACAAAAUUCGAAUGCAAGAUAAUGACGUCGACGAUUCACAAAAUACAGCUGAAAGAUCAGUUUUAUUCUCGUCUGAAGAUUCGACACAACCGAAAGUCGACAUAAAAUAAAAGAAUCAUUCUAUGGAAGUUCCAGAUUAAGAACAUUACGAGUCGUAGACAAAGCUUGGAAUGCGGACUUUUAAGAAAUAAUUAAUAAUUUUAUUUUUUACAUUUAUUAUGAACAAUUUUAGUCUAAUUUAAUGUCACUAUGUUAGAUUAGUUCAUUGUACACUUUAAAUUUGUAUACUUUUA
Centruroides sculpturatus (bark scorpion) is the source of this 1319-nucleotide messenger RNA. Its product is annotated as solute carrier family 10 member 6-like. Lineage: Eukaryota; Metazoa; Arthropoda; Arachnida; Scorpiones; Buthidae. The transcript is spliced from 6 exons. Gene Ontology annotation, cellular component: membrane. The record is from RefSeq and is a predicted model, not a curated record.